AUGAGCGAAUACAAAAACUUCGCUUUGAUGCUGCAGCAUUCCGUUCAAGCGAUCCAGUACGCCCAUUUCUUCUCAAUGCAAGCUUUUAAAAUGAGGAAGGAGUUGGCCGACAAGAUUAGGGAGGUUGCUGGUUUACAGAAGACCAUCAAAAAGGCCGAGGUAAAGAUGAAGACCUUGUCAGACCAGGCUGAGGCAGCCAUUAAAGCUAAAGAUGAGGCCGAAGAAAAAACAGAUGCUGUAGAGGCCAUUAAGAAGGUUCUUGAGGCCCAAAAGAAAGAGGUCGAAGAAAAGAUGGCCGCGGCCCAAAAAGAACUUCAGGAUGCCUUGGUCACAAAAGAGGCCAAGAUCCAGGCCAUUGAUGAGAAGGCGUAUGUUGAGGGGGCGGCCGACGUCAAGGAGGAUUACAAAAAACAAGUGAAGCAGGCAUGCAACAAGGGUUUCACUAUUGGUUGGAUGACUGCCCUCAAAAAGCUUGAUGUCCCCGAGGACUCCCCCCUCAAGAAUGCCGACGAUAAGAAGGGUGAGGUCUCUAAAGAUGCCUCCUCUCAGAAGACAAACUCCGAGGUGCUAAUCGUCGAGAAAAGCCUCGAUCAAACUCUUCAGGAGAUUGAUGCUGAGCUCGCGGCUGAGAAAGCUGCUGAGAACUCUUCCCAACUGUCUUUUGGGGGUGAGACACAACCUGCCGCCGACGCCGAGUAG
Molecule: messenger RNA, 699 nt
Organism: Camellia sinensis
Lineage: Eukaryota; Viridiplantae; Streptophyta; Magnoliopsida; Ericales; Theaceae
Source: RefSeq, a predicted model, not a curated record